AUGGGCCUGGAGCUCUACCUGGACCUGCUGUCGCAACCCUGCCGCGCUAUCUACAUCUUCGCCAGGAAGAAUGGUAUCCCUUUUGAGCUCCGAAUUGUGGAGCUGCUCAAAGGUCAGCACCUCAGUGAUGCCUUUACCCAAGUGAACUCCAUGAAUAAAGUGCCAGCCUUGAAGGACGGGGACUUCAUCUUGACUGAGAGUGUGGCCAUCCUGCUAUACCUGACCCGCAAAUAUAAGGUCUCUGAUCACUGGUAUCCUCAGGACCUGCAGGCCUGUGCCCGUGUGGAUGAGUACCUGGCAUGGCAGCACACAACCCUUCGGAGAAACUGUCUCCGGACGCUGUGGCAUAAGGUGAUGAUCCCUAUCUUCUUGAGUGAGCCGGUGCCCCCUGAGACACUGGCGGCCACACUGGCUGAGUUGGAGGUAACCCUGCAGCUGCUCGAGGACAAGUUCUUGCAGGACAAGCCCUUCCUCACUGGGCCCCACAUCUCCCUGGCUGACCUGAUGGCCAUCACAGAGCUGAUGCAUCCUGUGGGCACUGGCUACCAGGUCUUCGAAGGCCGACCCAGGCUGGCUGCGUGGCGCCAACGUAUAGAGGCAGCGGUGGGGGAGGAUCUCUUUAAUGAGGCCCAUGAAGUCAUCCUGAAGGUCAAGGACACACCACCUGCGGACCCCACCUCAAAGCAGAAGCUGAUGCCUAGGGUACUGAGCAUGAUCCAGUGA
Chrysochloris asiatica (Cape golden mole) is the source of this 723-nucleotide messenger RNA. RefSeq names its product glutathione S-transferase theta-1-like. Gene Ontology annotation, cellular component: cytoplasm. Lineage: Eukaryota; Metazoa; Chordata; Mammalia; Afrosoricida; Chrysochloridae. Gene Ontology annotation, molecular function: glutathione transferase activity. Gene Ontology annotation, biological process: glutathione metabolic process. The coding region runs from base 1 to 723 and encodes 240 amino acids. The record is from RefSeq and is a predicted model, not a curated record. The transcript has 5 exons.